AUGAAGUCCUCCGUGUUUGCCGCCCUCGUGGGCAGCACCGCCGUGAUGGCUCAGGCCGUCGUGCCGCCUGCCUGCGGUCCCUGCUCGGCCUUUAUCAGUGCCGUGCCCGAUUGUGCCACGGACUGCAUUGUCUCUGCCGCCGUCACCAACGCUGGCUGCGCCGACGCCAACUACCCCUGCCAGUGCUCCAACGCCGCCGCCAUCCAGAACGCCGCCAUUAACUGUGUCAUUGGCGGCUGUGGCUUCGACACUGCCCUCAACGUCCUGCCGGCUGUGAGCUCUGUCUGUGAUUGUGUCACCGCCAGUGGCUGUGGCGCCUCCUCGUCCGCGCCGCCCUCGUCUGUCCCUUCGUCGGUGCCUGCCUCGUCCUCGGCUGCUUCGUCGUCUGCGCCUUCGUCGGCCCCUGCCUCGCCUUCGUCGGCUCCCUCGUCGGUACCCUCAUCUUCGGCCGCCCCCUCUUCAGCGCCUUCGUCUCCGGCCGCCCCCUCUUCGUCGCCCUCUUCUUCGGUGUCGGCUUCCGGCUCCGCAUCUGCCUCCAUCUCGGCCCCUCCUACUCCAGUGUGCUCCAACUGCGAGGCUGAGAUCACCGCUGUCCCUGCCUGUGCAACAGACUGCAUCAACUCCGCCGCCGUGACCAAUGCCGGUUGCGUUUUCGGCGACUUUGUUUGCCAGUGCGCCUCUGCCGAUGUCAUCCAGAACGCCGCCCUGAACUGCGUUAUUGGCGGUUGUGGCCUGGACACCGCCCUGAACGUUCUGCCUGCCGUCUCUUCUGUCUGCGACUGCGUGUCGACUAGUGGCUGCGGUGGCGCCUCGGCUUCGUCGUCUGCGUCAUCCUCGUCGGCUCCUGCCUCUGUCUCGGCCUCGGCUUCGGCAUCUUCGUCGGCGGCCGCUGCCUCUUCCUCCUCCGCCUCGGCUUCGGCUGCUUCGUCGUCUGCCUCCGCCUCUUCUUCGCCCUCUGCUUCCGCCCCGAUCUCGUCCAGCCCCGUCUGCUCCAACUGCGAGGCUCAGAUCACUGCGGUCCCGGCCUGCGCCACUGGCUGCAUUAACUCUGCUGCUGUCACAAACGCGGGCUGCGUUGCUGGCGAUUACACCUGCCAGUGCGCCUCUGCCGAUGUCAUCCAGAACGCUGCCUUGAACUGCGUCAUUGGCGGCUGUGGCCUCGACACCGCCCUGAAUGUUCUGCCCGCCGUCAGCUCCGUCUGCGAGUGCGUGUCCGCCAGUGGUUGCGGUGGCCCCUCAGCAUCACCCUCGGGCUCGUCGUCGGCCCCGGCUUCCGUCUCUGCCUCCGCUUCGGCUUCUUCGGUUCCGUCGUCUGUUCCCGUUUCGGGCUCUGGUUCCGCCUCGGCGUCGGUCUCGGCUACGCCCGUCUGCACCAACUGCGCCUCGCAGAUUACCGCCGUACCCGCAUGUGCCACCGACUGCAUCAACUCUGCUGCUGUCACAAACGCGGGCUGCGUUGCUGGUGACUACACCUGCCAGUGCGCCUCUGCCGAUGUCAUCCAGAACGCUGCCUUGAACUGCGUGAUUGGUGGCUGCGGCCUCGACACUGCCCUGAAUGUUCUCCCUGCCGUCAGCUCCGUCUGCGACUGUGUGUCCGCCAGUGGCUGCGGCGGUGCUUCGGCCUCCCACUCGGGUUCGUCGUCGCCUUCGUCCGUUCCCGCCUCUGUGUCGGCCUCUGCCUCUGCCUCCGCCAGCGCUUCGGCUUCGGUUUCGGCUUCUGGCUCUCCUAGCGGUCCGUGCACGCCUUGCGCCGCCCAGAUCUCGGCCGUCCCUACCUGCGCCACCGGCUGCAUCAACUCUGCCGCUGUCACGAACGCCGGAUGUGCCGCUGGUGACUACAACUGCCAGUGCGCCAACGCCGCCGACAUCCAGAACGCCGCCGUCAACUGUGUUCUGGGCGACUGUGGUUUCGACGUCGGUCUGCAGGUCCUCAGCUCGGUCAGUGCCGUGUGCAACUGCGUCUCUGCUAGUGGCUGCGGUGGCCCGACUCAGUCUGCCUCUGCGUCCGGCUCUGGCUCGUCGGUCCCGUCGUCGACUCCUGCUUCUGCGUCCGCCUCAGGGUCGUCGGGCUACACCACAUCGACCAUCUACUCUACCACAACGUCCACGAUCGUGUCGUGCGCGCCCACUGUCACUGACUGCCCUGUCGGCAGCGUGACCACCAUCGUGUACUCGGUCACCACGACCGUCUGCCCGGUCACUGAGACCUCCGCCCCCGCUGGUGGCUCUGGUGGCUCUGGCAACGGUUACACGACGUCGACCAUCUACUCUACCACAACUUCCACGAUUCUGUCGUGCGCGCCCACUGUCACGAAUUGCCCUGUCGGCAGUGUGACCACCAUUGUCUACCCGGUCACCACGACCGUCUGCCCCGUGUCUGGGACCACCGCCCCUACGGGUGGCUCGGGCGGUUCUGGUUCGGGCUCUGGCUCUGGCUCCGGCUCGGGCUCCGGCUCGGGCAGUGGCUCGGGCAGUGGUUCGGGUAGCGGCUCGGGCAGCGGCUCUGGCUCGGGCAGCGGCUCUGGCUCUGGCUCUGGCAGUGGCUCGGGCAGCGGCUCUGGUUCGGGCAGUGGCUCCAACAACGGUACCACGCCGGCUACUACUUCGUACGCCACCAACCCGACGACCGUUGUCACUGCCGCGGCUAGCCGUGGUUCGCUUGCCCUCGUCAGCGUCUUCUUCGGCACCCUCCUGGCUGCUAUCAUGCUGUAA
This is a messenger RNA of Sporothrix brasiliensis 5110, 2712 nucleotides long. RefSeq lists its product as uncharacterized. Lineage: Eukaryota; Fungi; Ascomycota; Sordariomycetes; Ophiostomatales; Ophiostomataceae. The record is from RefSeq and is a predicted model, not a curated record. The coding region runs from base 1 to 2712 and encodes 903 amino acids. The transcript has a single exon.